Molecule: messenger RNA, 164 nt
Organism: Racocetra persica
Lineage: Eukaryota; Fungi; Glomeromycota; Glomeromycetes; Diversisporales; Gigasporaceae
Source: the annotation of a GenBank genome assembly
UGAACAAUGUUAUUACAAGAUUGUUGCAAGCGGUUCCAGAAGUGACUAAUCAUCAGCCGCUCGUGUAUGUUGGAAACUCAAAAAGAACAAAAAGGCACCGAAGACAAUUACAACAGAAAGCUGUGGUUGGAACACCCAAGCUAGAAUUAUUUUGGUCAUCAUGA